AUGCAGUCGCAGUCUGCCACCAAGGCGUUGCCCCCAUUGGGGGCAUAUCUUUUUCAACAGAAGAGGAUCAGAUUCCCCGACGUGGUCUAUGGCUACAUCAAGUUGCCUUCCAUGCUCAAGAACUUUAUCGACACCCCGGAAUUUCAGCGCUUGAGGAAUCUCUGUCAACUCGGCACGCUCCGAUACAAGUAUCCCAACGCAGUGCACACACGCUACGAACAUUGCGUCGGGACAAGCGGCAACGCGGGAGACUGGAUACGCCACCUCAAGGAAAAAUCUGACGAGGCCCUGCACGAAUUCAGCAUGUUGGCACAGUCGCCCAAUCCUAAUCACGAGUUGCUAGAGUGCCUGCGCGCUCGCAUCGCGCACAUCAACGAGGAAGAUAUCAUGCUGGUGCAGAUUGCGGGACUGUGCCACGAUCUCGGCCAUGGGCCAUUCUCUCAUUGCUUUGAGCAUCUCGUCAAUGGCCUCGGGAUAGAAUGGCACCACGAGGACAUAUCAUGCGCACUUCUCAAGCGCAUCAACAACCGCAUCAAGAUACUAUCCGAGAGCCAGAGGAAGCGCGUGAAAUGCAUGAUCAAGGGCAAGGUGGACAAGACCGACACAGGCCGUCCAUUUCUUUACGACAUUGUCUCCAACUCCAAGAAUGGCAUCGACGCCGACAAAUUUGACUAUCUGUCGCGUGACUGCCUGAUGACCCAGUCGGAACCCGCCGCAUUCAACUACAAGUCUGUCAUUGAAGCAUCACGCAUCGAAAAUGGCGAGAUCUGCUAUGCGGCCAAGUAUGCUCCCUGCUUGCAUCAAUUGGUGAGACACCGAUUCAACAUGUAUGCCAUGGUCUACACAUGCUGGACUACGCGGGCGGUCGAGUUGAUGGUUCAACACGCCAUCUACCUGGCCGAAGACGGCCUUCAUCUCAUUGAAUGCGCAAGAAACAGAGACGUCGAUGCUUUUCUGUCCUACACCGACGGCAUCAUUCCGGAAAUCAAGAGACGCCGCAACGAGGACGAAUUCAAGCAUGCGGCCAUCAUCCUCGAUCGCAUCGACACACGGGACCUUUACAAGUUUGUUGGCGUCAUCAUCAAGCCGAACAACUACGAAGGUGAUCUUGAAGCCGACGUCAAAAGGCACUUGCAAGAAAAAGGCCUGGGCGAAGUGGCGAUGACUAACAAGAGACAAUUUGACUAUGGCAUGGGCAAGUCGAACCCCAUGGAAAAGAUCCCGUUCUACUCACACGAGAACAAGUUGUCAACUCUUGGGAACUACAAUCUGGACAUUGACCGUGUAAUGCCCACGGUGUGCCGCCAAGAGGAAAUCGGCAUAUUCUCGAUUCUGAACGAAAGCACCGCCAACAUUGAUAUGGCCAUGCAAGAGUGGAGGAAUGGAGACGCACGCUAUGAAUCGUACUACAACGCCCACAACUGA
Acanthamoeba castellanii str. Neff is the source of this 1425-nucleotide messenger RNA. Its product is annotated as HD domain containing protein. The coding region runs from base 1 to 1425 and encodes 474 amino acids. The transcript has a single exon. Gene Ontology annotation, molecular function: dGTPase activity. Gene Ontology annotation, biological process: dGTP catabolic process. The record is from RefSeq and is a predicted model, not a curated record. Gene Ontology annotation, cellular component: nucleus. Lineage: Eukaryota; Discosea; Longamoebia; Acanthamoebidae.